GUGCGGCGGGCGGAAGCCGCAGCCUGGCGGCCCGAGCGAGGCGGAGGGAUAUACAUCAGAAGAAACCAAAAGCCAGCUGGAAUAGUUCCUGGAUGAGAUUUUAUUCCUGUUUGCAGUUGUUUUGAGGGGGGAUACCCUCUGGAUCAGAAUUAAAAUGCUCUGGUUUCAAGGAAAGAGCCUGCAGAUUGCCAAAUCCUCCUUUGGACUCUUGAGAAAUCUCUCUGCCUCUAACAGAGCUCUGCCUGUGUUGACCUUAUUCACAAAGGCCCCAUGCCCGCUGUGUGAUGAAGCUAAAGAAGUUCUCCAGCCGUAUAAAGACAGGUUUAUUUUACAGGAGGUGGACAUCACACUUCCAGAGAAUUCUACUUGGUAUGAACGGUAUAAAUUUGACAUCCCCGUCUUCCAUUUGAAUGGCCAAUUUCUGAUGAUGCAUCGAGUAAAUACCUCAAAGCUUGAAAAACAGCUUCGGAAACUUGAGCAGCAGGUGCUGGCUACAAACUGAUAUUUUCUCAUUGAUGCAAGUACCCAGAUGAGAAGUUUACUUCUAGGCAUCUUGUGAACUAAGAAGAGUACAUUGUAGAGCGGGGAAGCUGUAGGGACGAAGAGGACUACUUGCUGAGUUUACUUUUCCCUUUCGUGACCGUGGAUGUACUUCCCAUGCUGGACAGUGCCCUGGUUGGAAGCAGGCUCUGCAGUCCUGCUGCCGAGCAGCCCUGGAGCCUAACUUUAGCGGAGUAAAUGUUCUUACACUCGUUAAAAUAGAAUGUGAAUUCUUAAUAACUGUGCACUGAGAAAGGGAUGUUUUAAUGAACACAUCUGCAUGCAGCCUAUUUUAGUGGAAUUUAAUAACACCUGUUUAAAAUUAGUGUUCACUUUUGUGGAGUAGAAUAGAAUAAUUGUCCUAGCCAAAAAGGCUUCACUUCAGAAGGAGAAAAGAGACCUAAACCUGCAGACUGUGUAUAGCAGACUCAGGUGUUCAUGUCAUCAUGGGAUUGAUUUGUAAUGUUGAGGACUGCAUUAAGUUAUCAAUUAAGUUAAUUCAAUGAAUUGUAACAUAGUAACUUUGUCAAAUUUUUGUAUCUUGGAAAUUAUUAUUUUAAUCAUAACUGAACAUACCUAAGCAUAAAGUAUCGUUUUAUAUAAAGUAUUAAACAUGUGUUUUUGUACUCUGAUUUAUAUUUUGUCAAAUUUGGCAAACAUCCGAAUGAAUUCUCUUAACACCAAAACUGUCUUUUUUGCUUAAAUCGCCUCCCUAUGAAGUUCUGUGAACUGUCUGAGUGUCAGUAAGUGCUCAGGGUGAGUUAGUGUUAGAAUUACAGAUAAUGUAGCCCACCAACCUUAGACAUUGUCCUUACAUUAUCCAGGAAGGAGAAUCUAAAGCUCAAAGAGUUGGAGGAACUUUUCCAUGGUCACCCAGCCACUCAGCCACUGGGCCAGAAUCUUGACAUUUCUAAUGUUCUCUGGAUUUAUGUAGUGGUUCAAAUACAGCAAUUCCAGCUACUGUGGGUACAGCACAAAGUAAGCCCUCCAAAGUCACUAUUUAAAAAUAUUAUGCUUAGUAUUGCCAUGUUGUCAUAGUAGCUAGGACAGGUAGAGACUAAAGUUAAAAUAGUGCUUCAUAUUUUGCUUUAUAUUUGUUUAUACUUGCUUUAUAAUUGCUUAUAUCGAGCUACAGUAUUCUAUAAUUCUAACACCAACUCACACUGAGUGCUUACAGGUCCAGUGGCUCAUGACACCCAAACAGUUCACAGAAGUUCAUAGGGAGCUGAUUUAAGGGAAAAAAGACAAUUUUUUCUUUUAAGUGAAUACCUUCUAAUACAUGCCAAAUCUGACAAAAUACAAACAAAUAUAAAAUAUGAACAAAAAUGGUAGACUUUUCUCAAACUGAAGAAAUCUACAAUAUGGCUAGAUGCAGUGGUAAACACCUUUACUUCCAGCACUCAGGAAGCAAAAUCAGACAGAUCAGAUCUCUCUGAGUUUAAGGCCAGCCUCUACAUAGUAAGCCCCAAGAUAGCCUGAGCUACGUAGUGAGACCCUUUGUCAAAAAUAAAAAUACAUCUACAAUGUACUUACAAGGUGGUCAAACUGAAGUGGGAAUUUCUAGUUUCUUUGAAGAAUCAAUUGUAUCAUGUGAUGUUUUUCUGGAAACUUAUGAGAGAAUAUUUUUGCUGAAGCAGACAUGUGAAAGAAAGUUUUGCUGAGAAUAGACAUGUAGUGUUUUUCUGGAAGCAGCCUGGAAAGUGGGUAUGUGACGUUUUGCUAAAGUGGAUACUUGAAAGAACACAUGAUGUUUAAAAAGGGUAUUAAGUAUAAUCUAACAGACAAUGGACACUGUUGUAUGGCAUUGGUUCACCUUGCCACUCUUUUCUGGUCAUUGUUUGUCAUGACUUCAUAGAAAAAAAAAUGCCACCAAAAA
Molecule: messenger RNA, 2416 nt
Organism: Mus musculus (house mouse)
Lineage: Eukaryota; Metazoa; Chordata; Mammalia; Rodentia; Muridae
Product: RIKEN cDNA C330018D20 gene
Exons: 5
Coding region: 155-502 (115 amino acids)
Source: RefSeq, marked validated